GGUUGUCUCGGCUUGCGGGUGGGUACUCGUUUCCAGCGCUGUGAUAACAUGGAUGAGGGAACGAAGAGCACAGUAUCCAAAUUGCCUUUGCUGACCGUUCGAGCUUCACCACGCGACAAGGAAGCUUGGACUGCGCGAUUGAAGGAAGAACUUACCGCAUUGAUACAAUAUGUGAAAUUGAACAAAGAACAAGACAAGGACUGGUUUCAUGUCGAGUGUAACAAGACGGGAACUCGAUGGAACGGAAAAUGCUGGUACUAUUACGAACAAAUUCGUUAUGAAUUCGACCUAGAGUUCGAGAUUCCCGUUACUUAUCCAACGUCAGCUCCAGAGCUGAAACUCCCGCAACUAGAGGGCCUUACCUCGAAAAUGUACCGUGGUGGAAAGAUAUGUCAAACUAUCCAUUUCCAACCGUUGUGGGCGAAAAACGUUCCACGUUUUGGCAUCGCGCACUCCUUGGCGUUAUCUCUCGGUCCAUGGCUUGCAGCUGAGAUUCCUGACCUUGUUGGUCGAGGCGUCAUUGACAGUUUCAAGAAGUGACUGUCCGACGUUACAUUUCGGCUUUUCCCCAAAUCUCAACCCCACGGACAACAGCCCUAUUACACGCUAUCAUAUAGAUAUAGACGUCCCAUUGUCACACCCAAGCAAUGUUGAUCGGUGCGCGUCAAUUAUAAAGGCGAAAGAUUGUUUUUA
Chondrus crispus (carragheen) is the source of this 693-nucleotide messenger RNA. Its product is annotated as Ufm1-conjugating enzyme 1. The record is from RefSeq and is a predicted model, not a curated record. Gene Ontology annotation, cellular component: cytoplasm. Gene Ontology annotation, molecular function: UFM1 conjugating enzyme activity. NCBI's taxonomy places the organism in Eukaryota, Rhodophyta, Florideophyceae, Gigartinales, Gigartinaceae. Gene Ontology annotation, biological process: protein K69-linked ufmylation. The coding region runs from base 49 to 540 and encodes 163 amino acids. The transcript has 5 exons.